This is a messenger RNA of Aureobasidium musti, 1482 nucleotides long. The record is from the annotation of a GenBank genome assembly. Lineage: Eukaryota; Fungi; Ascomycota; Dothideomycetes; Dothideales; Saccotheciaceae.
AUGGACACUCGACGUCCCAUCAGAGAUACUGCUGAGCCGAAAGUGCUUUCAGUAGCUUUCAACAACGAUUGUACCCGAUUCGCCUGUGGUUUAGAUGAUGGCCUGAGAGGUGUGCAUCCAGCCAGAUAUGAGCCUGGCCAUCAAACAAUGACUAACCAUAUCCAAUANGUUUUUCGGGCCAAGGACUGCAUAAGAACAAUCAAGCAAGGCACGUCUAUACUUUUGUAUCAAGAGACCAGGUGUCUGACUACUACUNNAGCUCCUCGACCUGGACAUGGCCUUGCCAUAGUAGAAGUCUUGGAUGAUAGAUACGCAGCCCUGGUGGGUGGCGGAAGGCUGCCAAACUCAUCGCCUAACAAGCUCGAGUUCUGGGACCUUGUCGAAAAGAAGAACUUGAAGGAGCUCAACUUUGGCGAACCCAUCAUUGCCGUCCGGGUCACCACCAAAUAUUGUAUCGUCGUCUUAGUAGAUCGCACUAUAUCUUUGGCGUACACCAAGGACUCUGAGACCGGCACUGUCAAUUUAGGCAUUGUAAAAGCACUGUACCGUACCGCAAAGAAUCCUUACGGCCUCUGCUGCAUCAGAGGCCACACUCUAGCACUGCCUGGAGAAACGCCUGGACAAGUUCAGGUGCUGACCUUGACUUCCAAGGACAAGAAGGUCUUCAAGGCUCACGAGCAACCAUUGAGGCAGAUGGCUAUCAGUAGAGACGGAACCAUCAUCGCCACAGCCAGUUCACAGGGUACCAUAAUCCGCAUCUUCAGCACUACGGACCCAACAAAGUCGACCGAGUUGCGUCGAGGCCUAGAGUCUGCAUCGAUAUGGGGCCUCGCUUUCUCACCAUCUGCACAUUUCCUCGCCUCCACAUCAGACAAAGGCACAUUACAUAUCUGGGACCUGCGUGCCCCGAAAGCACCAGAGGAACGCAGUCGACAACCUUCCGACCAGCGAAAACGCAAUUCCGUUAGUCGUGGCAAUCAUGACUACGACACAAUAUCUCAUACCUCUGGCUCUUCGUCACCAUUGCCUGGCGCCGUGGCCACAGCAACAGGAGGUUAUAUGCUACCUCCACCAGACCUGCGUCACGCACCACCCGCCUCUGCACCUUCACUCGGAUCAAUGCUUAGUGGUCUAGCUAAAGGCACAAGAUCGUCGACAUCAAUCGAAUUUACCAUCGGCUCAGAUCCACCAAACUGGCAAGGACAGCCACGUUACACUAGUACUACGUUGCCCAAUGGACAAACAGCCAAACUCAAGGUCGACAACGUGGCUGUUCCUGGUAGACCGGAUGGCAAACCGCCAAAAGGAGUGAUUGCUUGGGAUCCGGAAGGUGGAAAUAGGAGGUUAUGGGUUGUGGAAGGUGGAGCAGAUACUAGAUGGGAAGUAUUCGAAUUGGCGGACGAUCUGGCCACGGGUGGUGUCAAGAUUGGAAGUACGGGCUUCAGAAAUUAUCUCACUAGGCAAUUUCCUGAGAGAAGCUGA